ACCCCAUCCCCCGGCGCUUCCCCGGCGGCUUGGGAGUCGGAGCGGGCGGCGCGGCCGGCAUGGAGGACGUUAACUCCAAUGUGAACGCGGACCAGGAGGUGCGGAAGCUGCAGGAGCUGGUGAAGAAGCUGGAGAAGCAGAACGAGCAGCUGAGGAGCCGCUCAGGAGCCGUGCAGGGCGCAGGCCUCCUCGGGCCCGGCAGCCCGGCUCGGGCCGGCGUGUCCACCCCUUGCUCGGGCGCGGCGUCCCCUCGGGGCUUCCCGCUGGGCCUGGGAGCCAAGGUGGGCGGCGUGGCGGGCUCAGGCCCGCGGCGGACCAGCAGCGAGGACCUGCGGGACACCACCUCUUUGCUGGCGGCGGGCGAGGGCGGCUUGCUGGACGAGGUAGAGCCUCUGCGGCCCGACGAGCUGGAGCGACUGUCAGGCUGGGAGGAAGAGGAGGAGAGCUGGCUAUACACAUCACCAAAGAAAAAACUCACACCAAUGCAGAAAUCUGUUAGUCCGUUAGUUUGGUGCAGGCAAGUUUUGGAUUACCCAAGUCCUGAUGUGGAAUGUGCUAAAAAGUCUCUUAUUCACAAACUUGAUCAAACUAUGUCAGCUCUCAAGAGGCAAAAUUUAUACAAUAAUCCUUUCAACUCUAUGAGUUAUACAAGUCCUUAUAGCCCAAAUGCCAGUAGCCCUUACAGCAGCGGUUUCAAUUCUCCGUCCUCAACACCAGUGCGACCUCCUAUAGUCAAGCAGCUUAUACUUCCUGGAAAUUCAGGUAACUUCAAAAGUUCAUCAGAUAGAAAUCCUCCACUCAGCCCUCAAUCCUCUAUAGAUAGUGAGUUAAGUGCUUCAGAAUUAGAUGAAGAUUCAAUUGGAUCCAACUAUAAGCUAAAUGAUGUAACUGAUGUGCAGAUUCUAGCCCGGAUGCAGGAAGAAAGUCUCCGGCAGCAAUAUGCAGCCACCACCUCUCGAUGCAGUUCUGGUUCAUCUUGCACUUCUACAAGGCGGGGCACUUUUAGUGAUCAAGAACUGGAUGCACAGAGCUUGGAUGAUGGAGAUGAUAGUAUGCACCAUGCAGUAUACCCCGCUGUUAACAGGUUUUCUCCAUCACCACGCAAUUCACCCCCACCAUCUCCCAAGCAGUCACCUCGAAAUUCACCUCGUUCGCGAUCUCCUGCCCGGGGAAUAGAAUACAGUAGAGUGUCCCCACAACCCAUGAUUAGCCGUUUACAGCAACCUCGCCUUUCCCUCCAAGGCCAUCCCACAGAUUUACAGACAAGCAAUGGUAAAAAUGAAGAAAAACUAGACGCAGUCUUGGCCAAACCUCGAACAUCAAACACGCCAGUUGACUCUGUGAAAAGUAGUAGAAGCCACUCCAAUUUUCAUGCCAAUGGAGGAGUCCCUCGGAUGCAGCCUCAGGCUUCAGCCA
Molecule: messenger RNA, 1416 nt
Organism: Phodopus roborovskii (desert hamster)
Lineage: Eukaryota; Metazoa; Chordata; Mammalia; Rodentia; Cricetidae
Product: SLAIN motif-containing protein 2-like
Exons: 6
Biological process (GO): microtubule nucleation; cytoplasmic microtubule organization; positive regulation of microtubule polymerization
Cellular component (GO): microtubule plus-end
Source: RefSeq, a predicted model, not a curated record